Molecule: messenger RNA, 3681 nt
Organism: Peromyscus eremicus (cactus mouse)
Lineage: Eukaryota; Metazoa; Chordata; Mammalia; Rodentia; Cricetidae
Gene: Zdhhc21
Product: zinc finger DHHC-type palmitoyltransferase 21
Exons: 9
Coding region: 314-1111 (265 amino acids)
Biological process (GO): protein targeting to membrane; peptidyl-L-cysteine S-palmitoylation
Cellular component (GO): endoplasmic reticulum; Golgi apparatus
Molecular function (GO): protein-cysteine S-palmitoyltransferase activity
Source: RefSeq, a predicted model, not a curated record
GCGGGCAUGCCGACACCCACUCGGCCGGUCCCGGCGUCCCGGCUCCCGGAAGCGGAAGGGGAGCGCGGCCCGGCCUGGGCGGCGGAGGCGCGGAGCCGAGUGGAGAGCUGCGGAGCGGGCGGCGGUACUUACAGGGAACUGUUAAUGACGGGAGGCCCAUAUGAUGGAAUAAGUAAAUAAAGAAAUAAAUAAAAGAAUGACUCAAGAAGAUAAUACUUCUCAAUGCAAGUGCCAGACAAAGUACAGCUCAUCUCAGUGAAUUUGCAAGUGGAUUGUCUUCCUGUGGGUUGGCAGGCAGUUCUAGGACUGCAGAAUGGGUCUUCGGAUUCACUUUGUUGUUGACCCACAUGGUUGGUGCUGCAUGGGUUUGAUUGUCUUUGUCUGGUUAUACAAUAUUGUUUUAAUUCCCAAAAUUGUCCUCUUUCCUCACUAUGAAGAAGGACAUAUUCCAGGCAUUUUAAUAAUAAUAUUCUAUGGCAUUUCCAUAUUCUGUCUGGUUGCCUUAGUGAGGGCCUCCUUAACUGAUCCUGGAAGACUCCCUGAAAACCCCAAGAUCCCACAUGCAGAACGGGAGCUCUGGGAGCUAUGCAACAAGUGUAAUCUGAUGAGGCCAAAGCGCUCCCAUCACUGCAGCCGCUGUGGCCACUGUGUGAGGAGGAUGGACCACCACUGUCCUUGGAUAAACAACUGUGUGGGUGAGGACAACCACUGGCUCUUUCUGCAGCUCUGCUUCUACACCGAACUUCUCACUUGCUACGCACUGAUGUUUUCUUUCUGCCACUAUUAUUACUUUCUUCCACUGAAAAAGCGUAAUUUGGACCUCUUUGUUGUUCGGCAUGAGCUGGCUAUCAUGAGACUAGCUGCGUUUAUGGGCAUUACUAUGUUAGUUGGAAUAACAGGACUCUUUUAUACACAACUGAUUGGCAUCAUCACAGAUACAACAUCUAUUGAAAAGAUGUCAAACUGUUGUGAAGAAAUAUCGCGGCCCCGGAAGCCAUGGCAGCAGACCUUCUCAGAGGUUUUUGGCACUCGUUGGAAGAUCCUGUGGUUCAUUCCUUUCAGGCAGAGGCAACCACUGCGCGUUCCCUACCACUUUGCCAAUCACGUCUAACAGAUGGAUGGUGGGCACAGAUGGGUCCUCCAUGCUGGAAAUGCGUUACAGGUUUUAUGAGAAUAGAACUAUGACAGUCUUCAAGUCAAUUAAAAUCCACCCACCAAUCUUAGACAUCAUAAUGUGCCCCAGGCUUUAUUUUAAUAGUGAUCUUGAUCCUGUUGUGGGACUAAUACAAGAUCUAUAUUUAAGUUUUAAAAGCAUGUUUACUUUCAAAUUAGCCUUCCACUAGGAUUUCUUUAAAUGCUUUUGUUACUAAACUCAAAAGGCAGUGAUUCGGAUGAAAUAAUUGUACAUAAAUUUCCUUCAGUACUCACAGUAUCUUAAAUUUUAAUUUAUAGGAAAUUUGAGAUGUUUAAUGUUUACCUUUAAGCAGUACUAACCAAAUUUGAAUUUAAUUCUUCAGGUUUACAAAACUUGGUACACUUUCUUAUGUGUACAUUUUCUUUUUUGAAUGUGUUAAAAUUCUUUUCACUACGUCCUUUUAUAGUGCAGCAGGGUUUUAACAUGCAGGGUAGGGUGAACAACAAAGGGCAGUGCUGGCCGAGGAGCAGCUCUCUGAGCCUUCCUUCUUUCCUGCUCAUCAGAAGCGAAGUAAGGCACACGAGUAAUGCCCCAACUGCUGCCUUAUUAUAAAGGAGAACUUAACUGUCCCUUCCGCUGCGAUUAGUGAUUGUUAUACAAUGUUUGCUCCCAGGAAAAGUUAGUGACCAGUCAGGCAUAUAUUCCUAUUUUGCCCUAAGAUUCUAAAGACUGAAAAGAAUAGGAAGUUUGCAAUAAUUCCAGUUACUUCUUCAAGUGCAGUUAUAUCAGAAUGCAGAUGUUUUAAAAUGCUAAUAUAACUGGAUGGUGUGUAAUACACAGUAUACAAAGGAAUACUGUGUUUUAAAGUAUGUAUAUUUUUACUUACCUGCCAGUAUAUCUCACUGUACACAUUGAUGGUUUAUAUAUUAUAUAAUAGAUACUGGUCAACUCAGAUCAAAGUUUAAAAGUAGGUCAUUAACUUUAUAUAUCAGUAAUCACCCAGGUUGAAAUUUAAUUUCCAUUGCCCAGUUAUGAUUUAGAUCACUCUAGAGACCUUUUAUUAAUAGCUGAUGCCAGGAAAUUAUCUUAAAGAAGAAUGGUCCAUGGUAGUGAUGGUCCUUGACAUGGAGCCUUUUUGUAUUUGAAGACAUUUUGUAUAAUUUAAUUUUUUCAUUUAGAACACUGCAAAUCCAUAUGUUUGAAAAGUGUGUGUGCUAGUGAUCUUUCCCCUGAAAAUAAUAGUGAAGAAACCUACUACUCCUGACCCAUAUACAUACUUUUCUUAAGGUCGUUGUAAAGUCCAGAAUCAUAGCUGGGAAAUGCUGAGACAGAGGUUAUUAUUGUUAGCCAGUUAGCUGUACUGUGGCUAGUUCUUUCAGAUACUGUAAAUGUCUUAUAAAAUAUUCUGAAGUAAUAGAAUAAGCUCUUUUCAGAAAUAUUAAUGCCAUAUUUUCAUGUUCUAAUUAUGUUUAUUAUUUAAAGUCUUAGAAGUGGCAGAUGAAAAUAUUUAUUGGUGCUAAGACAUUUAGUAAGUUUAAUAUAAGAAACAUUUACAAAGGUUAGGAAACAUAAAAUUAGUAUGUUUAUUUUAAGAAAAGGGGUUGGAUUUUUGUGCAAGCUGAUUGACUAAAUUGGCUGAUGACAGAUUCUAAAAGGAAGUGGUGUAUAUAUAAUGUAGGGAGAUACAAGUUGAUACCUUCAGCUGUAUAUAUUCUAUUCACAUAAGACCUGGAGCAUCCAUAGCAGAGCCAAAUAAAGGCCUGGUAUGGAGCUUUGUAGACUUGCUUAUAUUCUGGAGUAGCAGUAGCUCUGACACAAGGUAAUGGGAAUGGUCUCUUUCCCAUGCUGAGGAUUUGUGGGUAUGGUUUUCUUAGGUUUACCACUUCUAGGGCACAUUCUCUUCCCUUUGUCUUUACUCUCCCGGGUCCUGAUCCUCUCCACAGUUUCUUUGAGUCAUUGGACUACAAACUAAUGCACUAGUUUGAGCUACAGAAAUGCUACUGUCAAUGUAUUUACAUAAUCUAUAUUGCAGUAUAUCUAUAUAUACUUAUGCAGUAUUGUCAUAUGUAUGUCUAACCCCACGAGGGGUUUGUAAUCACUGUUAGAUUCCUGGAGAAACGCCUAUUGGCCAUUUCCUAGGGAUUAAGCUCCUAUGUUCUUUCUGCGCCCUCUUUUGGCUAAUUGAUGUAAUUAUACUGGUUCUAGGCUUUCACUGUCCCAUUAGUGGGUUGUAUCUCCAAUUUGUGAACAUGUCAGAGGUACACACUUAUGGGAAUAUAUGUAGAAAAGUGUAAAAUUUUAUGAAAAUUGAAAAUGAAUGUGUUACUGUUGGUGAUGCUCCUUCUAGGUAAAUUGCUUGGCUUCAUGUAUGUGUAUUCUUGUACACUUUAUUGUCAAUCACAAAUUUAGAUUAGGAUAAGCUAUUUCAUAUUUUACUUUAAACCUUAUUUUGGUAAUUUAAUUUGUUAUCAUUAUGAAGACUUACUUUAAAAUUACUAUUUUAUUACAGAACAAAACAUUUAUUACAAUUGCUGUGGCAACCAUGU